Thamnophis elegans (Western terrestrial garter snake) is the source of this 3280-nucleotide messenger RNA. RefSeq names its product ADP ribosylation factor GTPase activating protein 2 (gene ARFGAP2). Gene Ontology annotation, biological process: COPI coating of Golgi vesicle. Lineage: Eukaryota; Metazoa; Chordata; Lepidosauria; Squamata; Natricidae. Gene Ontology annotation, molecular function: GTPase activator activity. The record is from RefSeq and is a predicted model, not a curated record.
GGACAGUUGAUGGCGGAAAAAGGUUUGGGGCCUGGUCCUCUGCCUCUCAGCAACCUCGCAGGCAGUAAUCCUAGUUCUCGCCAAAUACUUUGCCUCAUGGAGGCCGCACUAAACUGACCUUAAGAGGGACCCGUAUCUGUAGAAUCCCGCCUCCCUCAGGCGGAUUGGGCCCACGCUGUGACCGGCUGCCGAGCACUGCGAAUGCUGGAGAAAGAAAACAUGGCGGCAGGGCCCAGCCGGAUGGAAAUUCAGACUUUCAAGCGUCUGCGAGCUGCGCCAGCCAAUAAGUCCUGUUUCGACUGUGGAGCAAAGAACCCGAGCUGGGCCAGCAUCACCUACGGGGUGUUUCUCUGUAUCGACUGUUCCGUCCAUCGCUCGCUGGGCGUUCAUGUCAGCUUCAUCCGGUCUACAGAGCUUGACUCCAACUGGAGCUGGUUUCAGUUGAGGUGUAUGCAAGUGGGUACCAAUGCUAAUGCGGUAAGGACCAACAGCUUUUUCUGCCAACAUGGCUGUACCACCUCAGAUGCCCCUGCCAAGUAUAAUAGCCGUGCUGCUCACAUGUACCGAGAGAAGAUCCAGCAGCUGGCAAGUGCUGCCAUGGCCAAAUAUGGAAAUGAUCUCCUGAUUGAUGGCCUGAGUGGGAUUUCUGGCCACUCACUGGAAAGGGAUGAUGCUGAUUUCUUUUUGGAACAUACGCAGGCUUGUAAUAACUGGGAUGUGGCUAAGAUGGAGCAGAGCACAAUAGAGUCCACAUCAGAAUUGGAGAAACCAGCAAGGCCAUCUGAAAAUAAUGAGAUACAGGCUGACCAAGGUCCGUCUAUUGAGUUAUUGAGCACCUCUCCCAAAGGCUCCCUUGAAAUAAAGCCUUCUCUUAUUGGAAAGAAGAAGGCAGGUGGAGCAAAAAAAGGGCUGGGUGCCAAAAAAGGUCUUGGAGCUCAAAAAGUGAGCAGUCAGAGUUUUACAGAAGUUGAACGGCAAGCCCAGAUGGCAGAAAAGCUGAAAGAGCAACAAGCAGCUGAGUACAGGAAGCAAGCGGAGGAAUCUAUAGUGACCUCAAUGAGAUUGGCCUAUCAAGAGCUCAAAAUUGAUCGGAAGAAGGAGGAGAAGAAACUUCAAAACUUAGAAGGGAAGAAGCGUGAGCAGGCUGAAAGACUAGGCAUGGGCUUGGUGUCCAGAAGUUCCAUUUCGCAUUCUGUCCUGUCUGAGAUGCAAGUAAUAGAACAAGAAACACCAGCGAGUGUAAAGUCCUCUCGGUCUCAGCUGGGCCUCUUUGAAGAUACAGGAAGCUUCACAUCUGGACCACCCAAGUACAAAGAUAAUCCAUUCUCACUAGGAGAUGGUUUUGGUUCACAAUGGGAAACAGAAAUGCCCUCCUGGGGACUUGACAAAAGAGAAGAGGAGGCAGACAUCACAGUGUCAAGCAUCCGGCCCAUUGGUGACAGACCAACCAACAGAAGAGAAACGGAGAGCAAAGUAUCAGUAGUAGAGUCUAACGAAGCUCAGCAGAAGUUUGCAGGUGCCAAAGCCAUCUCAUCUGACAUGUUCUUUGGGCGAGAAGUUGAUGCUGAGUAUGAGGCCAGAUCCCGACUCCAGCAGCUCUCAGGAAGCAAUGCCAUUAGUUCUGUUGAUCUUUUCGGAGAAUCUGAAACAGCAAAUUUGGGUGGUGUAUCCAUUGGAAAUGUACUACCUGCAGCUGACAUUGCUCAGUUCAAGCAGGGAGUAAAGUCGGUUGCUGGCAAGAUGGCUGUCCUGGCCAACGGUGUAAUGAAUUCGCUGCAGGACCGCUAUGGUUCAUAUUGAUGAUCUAGAAGACUGUACCUGUUGGCCUUUGGUGUAACACCACUUGAACUUGGAAACACCACAUGGGAACUCUACAGGAUAAUUUCUAAGCUGGGCAGAGCUGAGGGAUGCUUGAGAAUACAGAAAACGGACAUGCUUGUCCUAUGCCUGAAGGUUUUCUGGACAGUUGUUUUGUAUUAGAAAACAAAUAUUUUGUCAAAACCCAGCCUUCAGUGAUUGAAGUAUGGGCCUUUCCAGAGAACAUCCCUCUGCUGCUAUGAAUUGAGAUAGGGUGCAGAUGUCAUUGUGGUGCUGCUCUUAUAUUUCUCUUUGUCUCCCUGACUGAUAUUGGUGGUAUUGUGGAAGCAGGAAAGUAGUGUGUAAUAUUUUUCAUGCUUCUGCAUGAAUUCAGAAGCAAAUUAUAGUACUUGUUGCAUUGGUGGGGACUCUAGAACCUAUGCUCCAAAAUAGAGUGAAAUUCCUUCCUCUGUCCAUGGUAAUCUUACUGCCUUAAGGAACCAGUGUGAGGAACCAUUUUAGAAUAGUGGCUUAGAAGCACAAAUGUACAGCAUGCAGUGAAAGGUCAGCACUCUUGGCCUUAGUUAAGAUUCUUUUAUUUUGCAAAUAUGACUGAUGAUAAAUUUGUGCAGGAGAUAGGAGAUCUUCAGUGAUAAGAAGGGUUAUCUAACUUUCCUAUAAUCAGUUGGUUGUCCAUUGGGUGCUGUCAUUUAUUUCAUAUGUUAAAAGAAAUAGGAGCUGAAGUGAGUGUUGACUAUAUUCACUCCAUUCACUGUGUCCCUUUUUUGUUGCACAACCUUGCUACUACUGCCUUCCUUCAGAAUCACAACAGAUAAUGAAUAUGGACACCAUAGGUUUCUUGCAAACUAUAUUGAAACAAAAUCAGUUUCAAGAAGGCUUCUUCCACCUACCUAGGCACCACUGUUGUCCCUAUGCUUUCUGGGAUUGUUCUCAUAAAUUGCUAUAGCUUUAUUGAUCAAAGAGGAACUGGAAUAGAUAAAUGCUCCAUCCCAGUCUACAUUGCUAAUCUCGAGUCUGAGACAAUAAAAGGUAUUUUGCUCCAAAGCACCCAUUACAUCUGCAUGCUAAAUCCCAUGUAUCAGUGAUAUUUUUCCACCAGAGUAUUCUCAUUGCAACAGAGUGGGAGAAUCAUUUCUUUGUGAAAUGGUGCUUACUGUUGUAACCAUUUUGCAUUCAAAUUGCAUGAUUGUUGCUGCUGCACUGUGGGUUUAUCUGGAAACUGCCACCAAAUACAGUGUCUCUCCUAAGAAGAAAAGCCAGUUGUUUAAUAGGAAGAGGAAUCGCCAAGAACACACUGAAAUGAUGUCUCAGUGAGGUAUACUUGCUAGAGGCAGCUGAGGUUACCAAUGCCCUUUGAGGUUACCCACUUUCACAUUAGUGUAACUCAUUAGUGCAAUUAAUCUGCUUACUCCUUGUGCACUUCCUAUGAAAAUAAAUGCCUGCAUGGACUGACCAGAAAUUU